Molecule: messenger RNA, 8500 nt
Organism: Lutzomyia longipalpis
Lineage: Eukaryota; Metazoa; Arthropoda; Insecta; Diptera; Psychodidae
Gene: Nipped-B
Product: nipped-B protein
Exons: 21
Coding region: 223-6987 (2254 amino acids)
Biological process (GO): establishment of protein localization to chromatin; establishment of mitotic sister chromatid cohesion; replication-born double-strand break repair via sister chromatid exchange
Cellular component (GO): Scc2-Scc4 cohesin loading complex
Molecular function (GO): chromatin binding
Source: RefSeq, a predicted model, not a curated record
UUUCACUAGUGAGAGAAACGUCAUUUGAGCUUCACAAAAAAAAUGUCAUAAAAUUGAGUUUUUUCGUGAAUUUUGUGCAAAAUCAGAAGAGACGACGACCAGAGAAAUCUUUGAGAGGAAUUUAAAAUGCAUCUGGAGAGCAACUUUGCCGCCUGCUGAGUUGCUUUGCUUUUUGCAUCCGGAAGCGCGCGCCCCCAUUGCAGCUUUCUCCGGAGGAACAAAAUGGGUGACAAGGAUAUUCCCAGUGUUCCUAUCACGACACUGGCUGGAUUGACCAAUCUAUCUGACUUACUCAGUGAACUCCCAAUAAGUGAUCCAAAUCUUGUCACAUCGCUCCUGGAUAAAUCCCUUCUCUUCCAUCCGCGUGUGGCGGAGGAGGCACGUAACCUCCUGGCCGUGCAGGACACUAAUCGUGCUCAGCAGCUCAUAAGGGCUCUUGAGCAAACAAACACGGAUCACAUUGAAAUCCUGGACGAAUUUAACGUCCCCGAAGCGUCGUCGAGUUCGACGCAAAACAACGUCCCGGAACUGCUGCAGGCCAUCUACAAAAUCCGGCCAAAUGUCUUUCAGGAGGGAAGAUCAUCUUCUUCUUCUUCCUACGUUCAACAACAAACCCAACAACAACAACAACAACACCAGCAGCAGGUGCAUCAAACGGGACAUGGUGCACAGCAGCAGCAGCCGCAGCAAAUGCUUCAUCAUCAAAUACAAACAAACAUGCCACAGAAUCACUUAAAUCAAGCACUGCAGCAUCCAUACAAUUACAUGCAGCAGCCGCAGCAGCAGCAACCACAACAUUUCACAACACAAUCACAAGCCAUUAAUCAACCAUCAUUCAAUUCACAACAAUCGGUACAAUUGACAGGCGGUGCAGCUGCUGCUGGUACGAGUUCCAUUGUUAACUGGGCAUUGCCAGUGCAGCAACAGCAACAGCAGCAGCAGGUCUAUGUGCAGCAGCAAGCGGAACAGCAACAGCAGCAGCAGGGUGUUUACAUGGGGCAACAGCAACCAUCUGCAUCGUAUCAGCAACCAAAUAUAAUUCAGAGUACCAUGAAUUACGAUGGUUCGGUGCUGCAGACGCAGCAUACACAGCAAGCAGCAUAUGCUGCACUAUCAAUGCAUCAAGGGCAGCAGCAGCAGCAGCAAGUUCAUGCUGUGCAACAACCACAUCCAUCACCACAGGCGCACACAACGCAGCAAGUGCAGCAGCAACUCGUAAUGCCGCCGCAGCAGUCACCGUAUGAAGCACAAUACAGUGCUGCAGCUGCUGCACAGCACAGUCAGCAUCAAGCAGUGCAGCAUACAUCGGUGGUGGUGACACAACCACAGCGACAGACAAAUGUGGCAUUGAAGACACAAAUACACCAGCAGAGUCAGGGGCUGCAGCAGCAGCAACAGCAGCAGGCGAAUCAAUCCUUCACAGUAGCUUACAAUGCUAUUGUGGACAAUACUGUUGGGACUUUUGCGGCGCCACAACAGCAGCAGCAGCAACAGGUGCAACCACAGCAGCCGGUAAUUCAACAACAACAAGCAGUGCAGGUUAUCCAACAGCCGCAAUCACAGGCACAGCUGCAAACGCAACAACAACAACCUCAAGCACAACAAGGGGAAUCAGGUGGGGUCAUUCGGCAGCUCAAUGCGGAGCCACUAACGCAAAAAUUGGCACCACGUAACAACGAAUAUCUCGCACAGCAGCAGCAGAAUAAGAAUUUUGAUGCAAGAGGACAAUCUCCUGCACAAGCCGUGGAUGCAGUGAGUGUUGCGGAAUCUUCCAGCGUCAAUACGGAUUUGCGCUAUCCAAUGGUGAAGAACAGCAACAGCAAUGUGCAUCAGUCACAAGAGAAAUCUCCCGAUCAGCCAAUAAGCAAUUGUCUCCCGCCCAAGGGAAUGGAGGAGGAUAAAAAUGGGAAUUGUACGGAGAAUGAUAAAGCAGUGAAUGUUGACGAAGAGAUGGAUGAUGAGACUGCAAAGGCACUCGGUGGGCGAUUGGCGAAAGUUUGUCUCAAUCGUUUGACAAAGGAGGAUCUGGAAAAGACUUUGGGAGCAAUACCCGAGGAUGACUCUCUAUUUAGUAGAAUGAAGGCAAGUGAGAGGAAGCGAAAGGUGCCGCAGGUUGCAGAGAAGCCCGACGAGGAAUUGAUCACAAAACCAAAAUUGCGACGAAUUGAGAGGGUUCUAAUGCCAGUCCUGAAGAAAUUGGAUGACCACGAGCUGCUAAACUCGAAUACAUACAAUCACUUUAACACCACAAUGGAGAAGAUUUUCGAUCAACUCGAUGAGACUGAAGCGAAUUUAAGUUUCGAUGACUGUGAUGAUAACUACGAAUGCAUUUCGACGGCACUACUCAACAGCAUCAGUGCUGAGGCGGCAAAACUCAAGGCAAAGGGUUCCUUUGAGAUGGUGCCGCAGAAUAAGUUGUCACUGCUGAUAACCUACGCCAUGCGGAGUGUUGUCAAUGCGAAGAAUCUCACUGCGGGACCAGAUAUGCAGGAAGAGCCAAUGGCACGAUCGUACACCGAGAAAAUUGUCAAUGCACUCGAAGCAUCCUUGUUGAUUUGCAACAUUUACAGCUGCCUCAGUGUGAAGUUCCUCCAAGAGGAUAAUUUGGACUUUAUCAUAAAGUUCGUGCAGUUUCAGCUGCGUGAGACAAUUUUCCCCUCCUACGAUCCCGUUUAUUCGGUCGAAACAAAAAAGAAGGGUGAUACGAAGAAGAAGAAGACAGCCUACGGGCAAGUACGUGGUGUUGGGAAUAUCUACUCAAAGAUUGUCGAUCUCACAAAGGUUCUCGUGACGAUCUUCUCAAAGUUCCAAUUUGAAGACACCAUCGUUAUUCACGCGUCGGCAAUUGGUGUGGAGCCCUUCUUUGUGGAUAACAUCGAUACAAUGCAGUUUGUCUGUCUCGAUCUCGUCACAACGAUCUUCAAAAAUGAAAAAUACUCGAAACAUCGAAAUAACAUUCUGGGUGACAUCCUGACGUCCCUGGAUCGUCUGCAUGGCUCAAAGAAGAUGCUGCGACCGUACAAGUUGGCCAAUAACGGUGGGAACAUUCAGAUGGUAACUGCACUGGUGCUGCAGCUCAUUCAGUGCUCCGUCGUACUUCCGGACAGUAUGUGCGAGGGUACGAAUCACAAGAAGCGCCACAAUAGUAGCGGCGACCAGAAGCCACGUGCGGACAAGGAUUUGUUUGUGUCGGAGAAGUAUGAGACGGCAAAGUGCAUUGGGGGGAAUUUCCUGCAGACUUUCCUGAGUAAAUGCAAACCACGCUCCGGGGAGACGGAUUUCCGGCCGUUGUUUGAGAAUUUCAUUCAGGACUUGCUGACGACGGUGAAUAAGCCCGAAUGGCCCGCAGCGGAGCUCCUCCUGAGCCUGCUGGGGCGUCUGCUGUACAGGAAUAUGUCCGAUAAGUCCGUUGAGCAGAGCAUUAGGUUGGUUUCGUUGGAGUAUUUGGGUCUUGUGGCGGCACGCCUGCGGAAGGAUACGGUGGAGUCGCGGUGCAAAGUGAGCACGAUGGAUCAGCUGAUAAAGUACAUAAAGAUUGAGCAGGAAAAGGAGGGAGAUGUGGCGAAUGUGGACUCAAUUGCGCAACUUGAUCCCGAUGAGGAGCGCGUGGAGUUCCUGCAGAAGAUCCUGCUGGACUUUUUGGCUGUGAAUGCGCACGAGGAUAAUAUUUGGGAUCAUGCGAGGCAUUUCUAUCUCACACAGUGGUACAGGGAUAUCAUGAAUAGGAAGAAGGAGAUUGCCGAGGGCAAGAAGGGCUAUGCCACACGAAAGACGCCCAAAAAGAAGCGACGAAAUAAUUCUGAAUCAACGGAGAGCGAUGACGAUGACGAGAGUGAUGAUGAUGUUGUUGAGGUGGUGGUGGCGGAGAAGAAAAAGGGCACAACGGCGGUGGAUCAGGAAUUGAAUCUCGAGAUCUUUCGUAUCCUCGAUCAGAGGAAAAAGUACCUCAUUAAUAAUAUAAAAUCAUACUCACUAAACAGCUUUGCCGUGCAAGAUGUAAAGACGUACAUUGACUACAAUAAUGCUCAAUUAAUUGCCCAAUAUUUGAGCAGUCGACGAUCCUUCUCGCAGAGCUUUGAUCUCUACCUGCGAACAAUAAUAAAUGUCGUGUGGGAACAAUCAAUUGCCAUUCGCACAAAGGCAAUCAAGUGCUUGGGGAACAUUGUGGAGGUGGAUCCGUCGAUACUCAAGCGCAAAGACAUGCAAAUUGGGGUUAAUAACAAAUUUCUCGAUCAAUCGAUCGCCGUACGAGAGGCUGCUGUAGAUUUAAUAGGAAAAUAUGUGUUGACUAGUCCUGAAUUGAUUAAUCAGUAUUAUGAGACGCUCUCAUUUCGCAUUCUGGACACGGGCGUUUCAGUGCGAAAGCGCGUCAUCAAAAUUCUCCGUGACAUCUGCCUCGAGUAUCCGGACUUUGAGAAAAUCCCCGAAAUUUGCGUCAAGAUGAUACGACGCGUGAACGACGAGGAGGGCAUUCAGAAGCUCGUAACGGAAGUCUUCCUCAACAUGUGGUUCUCACCGUGCAACACAAGCGACAAGGCGGCAAUUGAGCGGAAAAUUACCCAAAUAACUGACGUUGUCAGCUUCUCAUUUGAGAAUACGCAGUGGCUCGAUGGGCUUCUCAGGAGUAUAUUCAAACCAAAAGAGAAUAAAGAAGACACAACAAAGACACCAAAAGAACCACCAAAGCAAAUUGUCACGGCGUGUGAGCAAAUUGCCGAUGGUUUGGUGGAUGCAAUAAUGAAGUUGGAGGGAACGGAUAGUCGCAAAUUGCUUGGGUGCAUCACAACGGUGCACUUGUUUGCCAAAAUACGUCCGCAACUUCUUGUCAAGCACGCCAUCACGCUGGAGCCGUAUUUGAAUAUAAAAUGCAACAAUUCCAACAAUAUGGUGAAAUUCAUGAGUUGUGUGGCGGAAAUUCUCGAGCAUGUUGUACCACUCAUGGAGCAUCCCAGUGAUUCCUUCCUUGCCGAUCUUGAGGCGCACCUAACGAUGCUCAUUGUGACGCAGAGUAGUAGGACAGUUGUGAGCAGUUGCAUCUCCUGCUUGGGUGCCAUUGCGAAUAAACUCACGAAGAACUACGCUCUCAUUCGGGAUUGUUUCAAGAAGUUCUUCUAUCCAACCUUGGUGGCGUGCAAGGAGAAAGUGCAACAGAAUCCAUCAUUCUCCCUCGAGAUGGCCUUCAAAUCGUCCAGCUUCCGUCGAAGUAUCUUCAUUGUUGGGCUCCUCAUGCGCUAUUUUGAUUUCAACAUACCCGAAGUCUACGGGGAGGGCAGUCGAAAUGCGCUACCGGCAAAGAUUUGCGAUGAAGUCUUCAAUACCUUCAUGUUUUACGUUGUUUGCAAUAAUUUGGACAUCAGGAAGGAGAUUCUCAAUGCUCUGGGGUAUUUUUGUGUGAAAAAUUACGAAUAUCUCACAAUGCCGGAGCUAAAGGACUUCUACAGGGAUCUCCUAACGUCUGACACAGUUCUCACGGAGAUUAAGGUGACUGUUGUGAAGAAUAUUCUGCUUUACCUCAAUGAAGAGGAUCUCCGGAUGGAUCUAAGUGAGAAGGAAUGGGAGAGUCAGGCAAAGAAGGAAGAUCUGAAGGAGAUGGGCGAUCAAAAGGCGGGAAUGGCGUCGAGAGUUAUUCAGUUGUACCUGAAGGAAAUAAUGAAUUGUUUCCUAUGUCGUGACAUUAAUUUGCGCAUUUGGUCGAUGAAAGUUGUCGAUGCUGUUCUCACGCAGGGUCUCGUGCAUCCCAUCCAAAUAGUACCUUACCUCAUUUGCUUGAGUACAGACUCGGAAGGAUUGGUCUCAAACUCAGCUGAUCGGCAUCUGCAGGAUAUUGAGAAGCAAUAUCCGGGCUUUAUUAAUAUGAAAGCUCAAUCAGGGAUUCAGCUUUCGUAUGAUCUUCAGCAAUUAUUGCAGGUCAAUGAGAAGACACGGAUCGUUCGAGGAUUCAGAGAAAAAUCAAAAGACGAACCACCGUCAGCACUUACGGGUUUCCUGUAUACACUCCUACGGAAUGCAAAGCCACAGAGGAGGGCACUUAUUCAGUCCAUUAUAAAGCGUUUUGACGAUCAGAGAAUAAAUCUGCGUCAAAUGCUCUAUCUCAGUGACAAUUUGGCUUACUAUCCGUAUGCCGUACAGGAUGAACCGCUCUACAUUAUUCAUCAGAUUGACGUUGUGGUCACGGUGACGGGGACGAAUUUGCUGAGUAACUUCCGCGAAGGACUCAAGCAAGUUCAACCAGAAAAUCCAGCCGAAGAACAACAAAAUAUCCUGGAUGAUGACGAUGAUGAUGACAAAGAGGCCAUCUUGAGUCGUCUUCCUGAGGAUUUGGCUGAUCUCCAGAAUUGCAUAACGUCAGCUCAGGGUUGUAUGCUCCUGUUGUUGUUGAAGCAACAUCUUAAGGAUUGCUACGGAAUCACUGAUAGUAAAAUAAAUCGUUACUCACCGUCAGAACCUGCCAAAAUCUACGAGAAAGCAAUGCAAAAGCGUGCAAUCUUAGAAUUUAAUCCAAAGUCAACGAUUGACUUGAUCAAAGAGGAAGAUUCCAUUGAGAUGGAGGUGGAUGAGAAUGUGAGGAAGAAGCUCGUUGAUAGAUAUCUGGAUUUCAAACAGUUGAUGCUGAAGUUGGAUCCAGAAGAUUCAGACGAUGAUGACGAUACAAAGCCACCAAUGACAACGGUUGUUGAUUUUGAGCAACAAAUUGACACAUUUGGCGCAACGCCCCAUGUAAAUAACGUAAUGAACAACUCCGUGCAGCCAAAUGCCGUGAAUAAUGUCGUUAAUUCGACAAAUCAACAACCAUCCUUUACGCAAUCAGGUACCGAUCAACACGCAACGUCACACCAAGCACACAAUCAAGUGACAACAAAGACACCAAUUAAGGCGACUCCAGUGAAGAAACCACCUCCGAGGAAGGCGCACACGAAGAAGAAGAAGAAAAUUGUAUCUUCCAGUGAAGAAGAAGACUACGACAACAGUGAUAGUGAUUAUUUAUAAAUCCUUAAGGGAAGACGUGUUGCAAAAAAAAAGAGUGAGAAAGAAUGGAGAAAAAGGACAAUUAAAGGACUCGUUAAAGGAGCAAAAUAAAAAGAAAAUUUCAAGUGCGCGAGUAUUCCAAUUUAUUUGUGUAAUAAAAAUAGAAUUUUAUUUCCCAAAUUUAAUUUCAACUAAAAAAGAAAAAGAAUUUUAAUAAAAAGAAAAUGAAAUAAGAGGUGUUAGUUGUAAGAUAUUUUAUACAUAAAAGAAAAUGAAGAACCUCCUAAAUUAAAUGAAAAAGAAAAAAAAAGAGAAAAACUUUCUUAAAAAAAUAUAAAAUAAAUAAAAUUUAAAUGUAUAGAGGAAAAUCAUAAAUAUAUUACCCAACACACACAUUUACUAAAUUAACAUUUAUAUAUAAAAUAAAAUAAGGAUAGUAGAGAUUUUAAAUAUAUAUUAUAUAUAAAAAUAUAACCCCCCCUCUUACCUAUAUAUAGAACGUGUGUAGAGAAUAUAAUUUAAAUGAAAGAAAAAAAGGAAUCAUAAGAAAAAGGGCAAACGGAACUUAAUUUAUUCUAUCGAAAUUAUUUUUUUUUAAUUAAUAAUAAAUAAAUAUAAAAGAAAAUUCAUUGAGGGAAGUCUUCGUGUGAGAGAGAAAAGAGAAAUUUUAAUGUAGAAAGAGAGAGAAAAAAAUAUUAGAUUAAUCCACAAUUUACGGUGAAGUUAUUGAAGGAAAAGCAAGUCUUUAGAAUUUAGUGAGAAAAUAACUUUAAAAGAAAAAUCCUUUCCUCCUUAUUAUUUCCUUUCAUCAGUGAGAGUUUUCCUUUUUCAUUUAAAAUAAAUCGUAAAUUUUUAGUGCGAAAUUUAUUAUUUCAUCGCGGAAUUUAUAAAAUAAUAAUAAAAAAGAAAUAUUUAUGACGAGAAAAAAAUCACAAAAAAUCCCUUUGAAAAAAAAAAAAGAAAUUUAAUGUGUUUUCUAUUUUUAUAUGUGUAAAAUUUAAUAAUAAAACAAAAUUAGAAAGAAAUGAUAACUUUUAGAAGGAAGCGUGAGAGAGUGAAAAAAAAAUAUCAAGAUGUAUUAAAAAUGCCCUCAAAGCAAAAGAAAAAAAAUUAAUUUAUUGAAAAAAAUGAUGAGAUAGUAAAUUUUCACACAGAUAAGAAAAUCUAAAAAUAUAUAUAUAUAUAUUAUAAAAAACUCGAAAUUAUGCGGAAAAAUCGCGUUAAAAUUAAAAAUUGUAUUAAAGAUAAAAAAUAAAUGGAAAAUAAUUAAAUGAAAAACACCCCCACAUACACAUAAAACAAUCACAACUCAUUAAAAAAAAUUUGUAUAAAAAACAGAGAAGAUGAAUUGAGAAAGAAGAAUUCUGUAAAAAUAGUUUCAAUUGAGAAAAUUGUGACUUAUUGUGAGAAAAAAUAAAUAAAACAACAAAAAAAUAAUUAAAAAGAAAAAAAUGUAGUAAGGUCGGGGACAAUGGGGGGAUGAAUUAUGUAUAAAAAAAAAGAAAUGCAGACGAAAUAUAAAUUGAUGAAUUAA